Molecule: messenger RNA, 1269 nt
Organism: Diceros bicornis minor
Lineage: Eukaryota; Metazoa; Chordata; Mammalia; Perissodactyla; Rhinocerotidae
Gene: FCRLB
Product: Fc receptor like B
Exons: 6
Coding region: 1-1269 (422 amino acids)
Biological process (GO): negative regulation of immune response; cell surface receptor signaling pathway
Molecular function (GO): transmembrane signaling receptor activity
Source: RefSeq, a predicted model, not a curated record
AUGUGGGCACUGACAGCCCUCCUGCUCCUGAUUCCAAGCAAUGGGCAAGCCGCUACUCUAGAGAAGCCCAUAUUGUCUCUACACCCGCCUUGGACCACAAUCUUCAAGGGGGAGCGGGUAACCUUGCGGUGUGAUGGGUACCACCCUCUGCUCCUGGAGCUCCGGCCCAUCAGCACUCUCUGGUAUUUGGGACACCUACUCCUGCCCUCUCACAAGAAGAGCAUCGAGGUGCAGACACCAGGGGUGUAUCGAUGCCAGACAAGGGGAGCACCUGUCAGUGACCCCAUCCACCUCUCUGUGUCCAAUGACUGGCUGAUCCUGCAAGUGCCCUAUGCUGCGGUGUUCGAGGGCGAGCCGCUGGUCAUGCGCUGCCGUGGCUGGUAUGAUAAAAUGGUCUACAAGCUUCACUACUACCACGACGGCCAGGCCGUGCGCUACUUCCACUCCAGCGCCAACUACACAGUGCCGCAGGCGCGCGCCAGCGACAGCGGGCGCUACCAGUGCUCCGGCACCAUGCGCAUCCCAGUGGAGAGCGCGCCCAUGUUCUCCUCCAAGGUGGCCGUGACCGUGCAAGAGCUGUUCCAGGCCCCAGUGCUGAGGGUGAUGGGCCCAGUGGAGGCCCGCGGUGGGGUGGUCGUGCGCUGCGACACGCGCCUGCACCCGCAGAAGCGCGACACGCCGCUGCAGUUCGCCUUCUACAAGUACAGCCGCGCCGUGCGCCGCUUCGACUGGGGCGCCGAGUACACGGUCCCGGAGCCCGAGGUCGAGGAGCUGGAAUCGCACUGGUGCGAGGCGGCUACCGCCACCCGCAGCGUUCGGAAACGCAGCCCAUGGCUGCAGCUCCCAGGGCGAGGUUCUCCCCUGGACUUGGCGUCCACCACCGCCCCCGUCCCACAGGCCCCUGCCUUGGCGCCCAGUAACAAGCCGCUUUCCUUCAGAAAGUCCCCGGUGUCCAGAUCUGUCCCAUCGGUCACCUCUGUCUCGAACACCACCUCAGCGGGGCUGCAGUUCCCAGCCGGCAGAGCCCCCACUGCUGGACCACCGGCCUGCGCUCCGCCCACCUCCUUGGAACAAUCAGCUGGAGCCCUGAAACCCGACGUGAACCUUCUGCUCCGAGAAAUGCAGCUGCUCAAAGGCCUUCUCAGCCGGGUGGUCCUGGAAUUAAAGGAGCCACAGGCCUUCCCAGAGCACAGGGAAACACUCGAGACCCUCACUUCCCACUUGGCUGCGAGCCCGGGAACACCGGAAACCGCUACUGUGGAGAGCUGA